Messenger RNA from Glossina fuscipes, 1457 nucleotides. RefSeq names its product igLON family member 5 (gene DIP-iota). Gene Ontology annotation, cellular component: neuron projection. The record is from RefSeq and is a predicted model, not a curated record. The transcript is spliced from 3 exons. Lineage: Eukaryota; Metazoa; Arthropoda; Insecta; Diptera; Glossinidae. Bases 379 to 1431 code for a protein of 350 amino acids.
UCAAUAUAAAAUUGGUGGAUAUAGAGGAUUCGUCCAAAUCCGAAUGUAGUUUUAUUACGCGUUACCAUUACAUCAGUUGUAAUUCAUGAGUAAUGAGCAAAUAAUAACUCCUUUUAAAGAUGGAAACGUUCUCGAUUUGCGUUGUAGUGCAGCCUUGUCCUUUUGACCGAUUCAGGCCAUUAUUAUGACCAACCCGCGUACAAAAACUUCCAACGUGUUAGCCAAAUAUUAUUAACUCCCGAGGGCCAGACAUUGCUUGUCAGAGACAUGAACGCAGACGCACCGACAUAUCUAAAUAGGUUCAGAAUUUUAUAAUGAUCAGGAAUAUAUAUAUAUUUCCUUUCAAGUUUAUUUCUGCUAUGCAAGUAUUUUAACAAAAUGUCUAUUUCCCUAAUGUUACCUGGGCAUAAAAAGAGCUCCCAAAAGUCUACCUUAUUUGCAGAAUUUUUUCGUGCCUCUUAUGUGGUGGAGCAAUUUCUUAAUAUAGUUCGUAAAGGCAUUCAUUUUCAAAGCGUUUCUUUUCAAUUUAAUUUUUUUCCAGUGGAGCCCAAAUUUAGCGGUCCUAUAGUUAACGUCACUGUCCCUGUAGGUCGUGAUGCCUUCCUUACCUGCUCAGUGCACGAUUUAUCAAACUUUAAGAUAGCUUGGCUUCGUGUGGACACUCAAACUAUUCUGACCAUACACAAUCAAGUGAUAACGAAGAACCAACGCAUUACUUUAACUCACACCGAACAUCGUAUCUGGCAGCUGCGAAUACGCGAUGUAAAAGAAUCCGAUCACGGCUGGUAUAUGUGUCAAAUUAAUACGGAUCCUAUGAAAAGUCAAGUCGGUUACUUAAACGUUGUCGUACCAGCCGAUAUAGUAGACUAUGAGACAAGUCAUGACAUGAUCGUGGAGAGACAGCAAAAUGUGACUUUAGUGUGUACGGCGAAAGGCUCGCCGGAGCCCUUAAUAACAUGGCGACGCGAAAAAGAUCAACCCUUAUACACUACAGCGAAAGGUCAAGUGUUUACUAGUGAAGGCCGAAAUUUAACUUUAUGGCAGGUUACGCGUUCUCAUAUGGGUGCCUAUCUCUGCAUAGCCUCAAAUGGCAUACCACCAACAGUUAGCAAGCGUAUAAUGGUGCUAGUAAAUUUUUGUCCUACGAUCUGGACCCGCUAUACAACUAUCUAUGUAAAUUAUCGACAACCUGUAACUUUAGAAUGCAUCUCUGAAUCACAUCCGAUAUCAGUGAAUUAUUGGCUAAAAGGUACCGAAAUUAUAGAAGGUGGCACAUAUGAAUCGGUUAAUGAAAAGCAUAUCUAUAAAAUAAUUAUGCGCUUAACGGUACAACCUACAAAAGUUCAAGAUUUUGGGGAAUAUAAAUGCAUAGCAAAAAAUCAUUUGGGUUUUGUAGAACAAACUAUCAGAUUACGACGUAAGUCUUGUUAAGAACAAGAAAAAGAAUGCAACAAUUU